Magallana angulata is the source of this 1410-nucleotide messenger RNA. Its product is annotated as E3 ubiquitin-protein ligase TRIM33-like. Bases 193 to 1266 code for a protein of 357 amino acids. NCBI's taxonomy places the organism in Eukaryota, Metazoa, Mollusca, Bivalvia, Ostreida, Ostreidae. The record is from RefSeq and is a predicted model, not a curated record. Gene Ontology annotation, molecular function: zinc ion binding. The transcript has 3 exons.
ACAUCGUAUAUAGGAAAACUAUUGUGCAUGCUUAUAACUAGUAUUUAAAUGCCAGUACUAGUCGACUUUCUGUUUCGAAAUAUGACGACAAAUUAUAUAAUGCCGACAUUUUUAUGUUUACAGGACUAUUACAUGUAGUGUACAUGAUUAAGAAAACGAGAUUUUUUUUCGCCAAAGACGAAGGAUUGAGACAUGGCUACUGGCUUUGGAACUCCACAAUUCCAUCUUAAUUGUGACCAAUGUGAAGAACGUUGUGGCUUCAACUGUAACAUAUGCGGUCUUAAACUAUGUGAUUCCUGCAAAGAAAAACACAGUGUGGACCCAGUAACAUCACACCACAAGGUCAUUCAAUUUUCAGGCCAGGAAAUUUUUAAAUUCCUCAAUGAGAAGUGUCAAAUACACACUGACGAAAACCUAUGUAAAUUAUGUUCGAACUGCGAGACUUUCGUCUGCACGAAAUGCUCUGUAAGGCCUAUUCACAAGGACCAUUUAUUUCUUGAAAUGAGAAAUUUGUAUAAAUGUUAUUCUGAAACACGAAGAAGUGAAAUAUCGAAAAUUCGGGAACAUUUAAUACCAACGUCUUACAAUAUUGUUCGUGAUGUCGGAGAAGAUGUUACAAAUAUAAAAGACAUGUUUGAAAACAUUAGAAGGGGUUUGAAAUCCGAAGCUGAUGCUCUUAAAACUUUUGUCGAUAAUGUAGUUUCUGGUGAAAUUGACAAACUUGGAAAAAUCGAAAAAGAUAUUAUCGAAAAUCUUAACAAUGAAGAAGAUACUUUAACAGAUUUUAUAUCAUAUCUAACUAAUCUCAGACAAACAUAUGAAUCGAAACUUCUGAAUACAGAUAAAAAUGACAUCAUAGUCAGUCAAAGGGAAAAUACGACAAUAAAAACCAUUCCUAUUCCUGAAACUCACACUCCUGAUACUUAUGAGUACGAACCAAGAAGAGCCACUAUUGAGGAAGUGUCCAAAUUGUUCGGUAGUGUCAGGCUUAAAGCAAACGGUGCAAAACGGAUUGUGGAUAUUGAUGAUAAAUUGACAUUAGAUACAAAGCAGAAGAUACCAGAUAAAACAAAAAUAAAACCAGAAAUGGUUUUAAGAAGGUCAGCAGCCGUUAAAAAGUUGAAGGAAAUAAAUGUAAACGGAGUCCAUGAUGGGUGCCACAUUUCAUUUGACAUCGACAGAUUAUGGAAGGGAAGACAUAUUGCUUCGCUGCUGUCUCUCGGUCGAUCGGUCCACCAACAGUUUCCGUUCAUUUUCUUUGCAUAGGAUGCACCUAUUGAAAUGGAAUUUGGUAUACAGAAUCAUCAUAAUAAUAUCAAACUUUGGGUAUGAUCGAGCAAUUUUCGACAGAGUUAUGCACCUUGAACGUGGAAAAAUACCAAUUAUUUGCAGUUUCCUUUCAUUUUCUUG